CACUCCCUUUCUUCCCUUCCCUCCCUCAUCUUCCUCUCCUCUCCCAGUUGAGUUAGGUGCACUGUUUAAGUCCAGUACGGUUCUCACCUGGCUCUGUCAACAUGUCCUGGACUCGAGUGAUUGUCCUCUCUGCGCUCACCACCCUCCUCAUCCUCACCUUUUCCAGUGUGGUGGAAAACGCCGCAGUACGGGACGACUCUAAACCAGCCGACCACAAAGGCGCAGCACGGCAGGUGUUCAUGCCCGAGUCGGACGCCUCCAACUUCUUCAAACGUCGCGGUCGCAGUCGCCGUUCGGUCCAAUACUAUGAGUUCCAAGCUGAGCAGAGGAUACUCAUUAAAGCGGACGAGCAGAGGAGGGAGUACAACGAGGAGCAGAGGAAUGAGUACGAGAACUACGUCGAGGAGGAUCGCGAUGAGACAAAUGAGCGAUCGAGGGAGACGAACGAGCAGCUGAGGGAGUAUCACUACGACGGCUAUUACCCUCGCUCCCAGUGGUUCCACUGAGCACACCUGCUGGUGUGGAAGCUACAGCGCCUCUCACUGGGGCAGCAGUGGUACUGCCACUGUGACACGUUGAGAGCCAGUGCCAAAAUUCGUACCGUUGUUUUUCUACUUUAAUCUGCAGGAUGAAACUUUUCUUUUGCUUUAUUUUUUAUACAGCCUAAACUAUGCAAUAUGUCUCCAUGUUAAACUGUAAAGUGCAUUUAAAGUGCACUUUUUGAAUUGAAGCUAAAUGUUAUCAUUGAUGUUUUGCAUGCUUGUUUUUAUUGCCUUUUACACAUAUACGUGGUUAUAUACAGUGUCCUUCAGUCAGCCUGAGAGUGACGUCAUUACUUUAAGUGUAAAUAACAAAUAAAGAGGAAUUUCCUCAUUA
Molecule: messenger RNA, 876 nt
Organism: Hippoglossus stenolepis (Pacific halibut)
Lineage: Eukaryota; Metazoa; Chordata; Actinopteri; Pleuronectiformes; Pleuronectidae
Gene: ucmaa
Product: upper zone of growth plate and cartilage matrix associated a
Exons: 5
Coding region: 102-506 (134 amino acids)
Biological process (GO): regulation of osteoblast differentiation; embryonic skeletal system development
Cellular component (GO): extracellular matrix
Source: RefSeq, a predicted model, not a curated record